CUAAGUCUACCGGUGAGAAAGAGUCAUCAGUCGAACUUUCUCUGAAAUACAGUGAACAACUCUCUCACAAUCCCAACACAACAAUGUUCAAAUACUUGCUUCUGGUUGCACUCGUCCCAGCUGUAAUGCUGCAGAAUGCCGACAACAUCGAUCACGAAUCGUGGCCUCAGGUUUCCAUCCGGCCAUGCGCUGGAGUACGUCCACCACCCCGUGCAGUUCGGAUUGAAGGAUGUGUAGAGAUGCCGUGCCUGUUGCCCCGUGGACGCGAUGCCAAUAUGGCUAUGGACUUCACUGCUGUUCAGGACGCUACCAACUUGCAAACCCGUGUGACCGCCACUGCUUUGGGUAUCACUGCUCCCUAUGAGUUGCCAGCUGACCGUGCCGCUGCUUGCAACUGGCUGGUGCAGUCCCGUUGCCCAAUCUCGGCCGGAGAGGAUCUGACUUAUCAUCUGAGUAUGCCCGUGACUGCCAUCUAUCCGCUGGUCAGUGUGACCAUCGAAAUGGAUUUGGUUGACCAGAGCCAGCAGUCCCACGGAUGCUUCGUCGUAGAUGCCCGUGUUGUUGCGAACUAAUUAUGUGGUCAUCAGGAAACAUGAUUUAAGGCAGAAGAUUCCCACCGCUAGUAUAAGAGAAUUAAAGGCUGCGAACUUAAACAUAUGUAAAAAUGCUUUCUGUAUGAAAUGACUUUAUGUUUUUGCAAAUAUAUGUAACCAAAAUUCAGCGAAAAAAUGUAACAAUAAAA
Messenger RNA from Aedes aegypti (yellow fever mosquito), 742 nucleotides. RefSeq names its product protein NPC2 homolog. The transcript is spliced from 2 exons. The coding region runs from base 84 to 572 and encodes 162 amino acids. The record is from RefSeq and is a predicted model, not a curated record. Gene Ontology annotation, molecular function: sterol binding. Gene Ontology annotation, biological process: intracellular cholesterol transport. Lineage: Eukaryota; Metazoa; Arthropoda; Insecta; Diptera; Culicidae.